UAUGGCAUGCGCCGAUUGGCCAAAACCAAGAUUCGAAGUAACAACAGAGAUUCUGAUUGGUUCUUCUGACACCCGCGAGGGGUUGCAAGCGAAGAUUUGCGAAAGGGUUUAUUGUUUCUUCCUUUCGGGAGCCGAAAUUAUUUCAUAACAGUUCUACAAUCAAAUAAGGCGAAAAAUGGCUGGGGGCAAGGCCGGAAAAGACAGUGGCAAAGCGAAAGCAAAGGCGGUAUCUCGCUCCCAGAGGGCUGGGCUGCAGUUUCCAGUGGGACGUAUCCACAGGCACUUGAAGACCCGCACAACCAGCCAUGGUCGUGUGGGAGCCACAGCAGCCGUCUACAGUGCAGCUAUCCUCGAGUACCUCACUGCUGAAGUGCUGGAGUUGGCAGGAAACGCCUCUAAAGAUCUCAAGGUGAAGCGUAUCACCCCCCGUCACUUGCAGCUCGCCAUCCGUGGUGAUGAGGAGUUGGACUCUCUCAUCAAGGCAACGAUCGCAGGAGGCGGUGUGAUCCCUCACAUCCACAAGUCCCUCAUUGGAAAGAAGGGUCAGCAGAAGACUGCAUAGAUGCAGUGUUUUAGCUGAAAUGUUGGUGCUUGGGUUGGACCAGAUAUUUUGUUUUCAUUUUUCCUUUUUUUUUAUUAAUAUUAUAGCUAAAGAAGAGUGAUUUUUAGAAUUUGUUAUUGUAAUAUUCUCCCCCAUAAUCAUGGAAAAAGCCCACAUUAGAAGGAAGAGGGAGGGAUGCUUAUUGUUACUGUAGAACGUCUGACUGGGGAGUUCUUCAUUUGUUAAUUGUAAUUUGUUUGAUUGGCCUGGGAUUCUGUAAUGUUUUAUACAAAAAAAUGGACUUGUUAAACCAUUUUUAUACAAAAAACCAA
Messenger RNA from Gadus morhua (Atlantic cod), 873 nucleotides. RefSeq names its product histone H2A.V. The coding region runs from base 176 to 562 and encodes 128 amino acids. Gene Ontology annotation, cellular component: nucleosome. Gene Ontology annotation, molecular function: DNA binding; structural constituent of chromatin; protein heterodimerization activity. The record is from RefSeq and is a predicted model, not a curated record. The transcript has 5 exons. NCBI's taxonomy places the organism in Eukaryota, Metazoa, Chordata, Actinopteri, Gadiformes, Gadidae.